Messenger RNA from Topomyia yanbarensis, 920 nucleotides. RefSeq lists its product as uncharacterized. The transcript has 4 exons. The record is from RefSeq and is a predicted model, not a curated record. The coding region runs from base 126 to 755 and encodes 209 amino acids. NCBI's taxonomy places the organism in Eukaryota, Metazoa, Arthropoda, Insecta, Diptera, Culicidae.
UUCAACCCGUCAAUCGCGUCAGUUGAGUGAAAAUUCGCGACUGAAAGCAAGCCCAACGCAGUAUCCGGAGCAAAUAAAUUGCAUAAUAUUCAAAUCCUAGUGUGUCCGAAGUGCAGUGCAGUGAAAUGAAAAAUCUUCUGAUAGCUGUUAUCCUGGCUGGUCUAGCAGCUGUAUCAGUGAGCGCAAAUUCAUGCUUCGUUUGCUCCACAAAAACAACCCAGAACUGCCUCUAUCCUGAUAUGAACAUCCUAAUGCGAGAUUGCAAUUCAGUUGCUAAUAACUUCACCUGUUAUUCCCGCAUUGUGGACCGUGAAAUCGAACGAGGCUGUUCGUCCGCUUUGAGUCGCGAGGACUUCGCCAACUGUAACGACGCAACCAAUUGCGAGCUUUGCUACGACGUAGUGAACCAGGGCAGGUGCAACGGUGCGGUUUUUCCGAGUCACAGACUUCACUGUCACCAGUGUGCCGGUCAUGUCAAUGAUACCUGCGGCCAGGAAAUCCAAACUACUGCUCAGUUGUGCCGCCUCUACACACCGGAUGAUCAGUGCUUUGUGAGUGUGGUCGGUGAUCUUGUUGAACGUGGAUGUUUGUCGGAAAGUGACUUCUGCAGGGUGGGUCAAACCUGCCACACGUGUGACGGUAACGGGUGCAACUACAAACACUACGAUGCCGGAGCCAUGAGUGUGAUCAUUUCUCUGAAAACCAUUGCAAUGGCUUUGUUGGCUGCGAUGGUGUACGGUAGUUUUAAACAGUGAUCAAAAAGUCUCGAAGGCCAUUUUCAUGCGAUUUGAAAUCAGAUAUUUAUGUAGUACUAGUUAUAAACUUUGAAUGAAACUAUUGACAAGCGUUUUACGAGUAGGAUUAGAGGUUUCAUUUUCUUGGAAUAAAAGCUAAUGCCAAGCUGAGGGCCGUCAAUCUUU